Messenger RNA from Prorocentrum cordatum, 645 nucleotides. NCBI's taxonomy places the organism in Eukaryota, Dinophyceae, Prorocentrales, Prorocentraceae. The record is from the annotation of a GenBank genome assembly.
CAGUUACGGGUUACCUACUCAAGAACAUGCACAUGUGUUUUGAGCAGAUGCGAGUAUUCGUUCUACGCGUCGACUCGUUCUUCGCGCCAACGCGCCACAGCAUGAUCAAUACCAGGCACACGAUGCACAACGAGUGCUUGGAAAAGUGGCUGCGCAAGAGCCAUUUCUGCCCCAUGUGCCGCGGCGACUUGGAGGACGCCCAGUCUCUCUAUCCAGUGGUUCCAGAGAGCCAGCGAGGAAAUACGUUGCUCGUCCAUUACACGUACCUACGCUCUUUGUCGGCUCUCUUAUCAAUUCGCCUUUUGCUUGGCAUGUUCUUCUUCCUCGUUCCACUCUCUCUCUAUCUCUCUCUCUCUCUCGGCGUCUGCAGAAUCAGAGUGCACGUCAAGCAUCUGCGAUCGGGACGGUUUUGGAUUGCACCGUUUUUUCCUGUCCGUGCGAAGCGCCAUUUGUGUCAUCUUUGCGAUGUCGGCUCGGACGUCCAUUGUUGACGCCGCCAAGCAUAGCGAACCCGACCUCGGGGGCCAGGUUGCGCUCGUGCUCUCGACUCGGCCCUGACACGAUCGAGUGCAGAUGCGGCGAAUGAGUCCGUGGCGACUCGAGCCAUAACAGCCGUGCAAACAUGCACCUGGGAGGGCCGCCUAC